Messenger RNA from Sphaerodactylus townsendi, 1147 nucleotides. Its product is annotated as monocarboxylate transporter 13-like. NCBI's taxonomy places the organism in Eukaryota, Metazoa, Chordata, Lepidosauria, Squamata, Sphaerodactylidae. The record is from RefSeq and is a predicted model, not a curated record. The transcript is spliced from 3 exons. Gene Ontology annotation, biological process: transmembrane transport; monocarboxylic acid transport. Gene Ontology annotation, molecular function: monocarboxylic acid transmembrane transporter activity. The annotation marks the transcript as partial.
GGGGACGGUUUUAAUCAGCCCCUCUUUGGUGCCCCCUACAGGUCCUCUGUCCAGUGCCCUCGGUGCCCAGUAUGGUGAACGGCCGGUGGUCAUUGUCGGUGGGUUCCUGUCGGGGCUGGGGCUCUUCCUGGCCUCCUUUGCCACGAGUCUGGCUCAGCUCUACCUCUUCAUUGGCCUCCUCACAGGUAUUGGGGGGGCCCUCAUCUUCCCCCCUUCUAUGGCACUGGUAGCUCAGUACUUCAAGCGCCGCCGUGCCCUGGCCAACGCGUUGGUGUUCUCCGGCUCAGGCAUUGCUUCGCUGGCUUUCUCCCCGCUCUUCCAGUUCCUGGUGGACUUCUACGGUUGGCGCGGAGCCCUCCUGAUCGUGUCCGGCAUGGCCUUCAACUUGGUGGUGUGUGGGGCUCUCCUCCGGCCGCUGCCCUUGCCCAAAAACAGUGCUUCGAUGGCUCCGGAAUGGCAGGGACGAUGCAGCAGGCUGGCAUCUCUCUUCGGCCUCAGCUUGCUCUGCCAGCGAGCCUUUGUGAUCUUCUGUGGGUCUUCGGUGGUGAUCAUAGCGGGGUACUUCAUGCCUUUUGUGCACCUGGUGCCCUAUGCCAGGGAGAGGGGCUUCGACGAAUACCAGGCAGCCUUCCUUCUGUCCGCGGUGGGCAUCGCCGACAUAGCCGGGCGCAUCGUGGCCGGCUGGCUGGCCCACUGCGGCCCUCUUCAUCUUGUCCAUCAUCUCACCCUUUGGACUCUGCUGACAGGCGUCAUCUUGCUCUUGAUGCCGCUGGGGUACGACUACACCUUGAUGAUGACUCUCAGUGUCUGCUAUGGGUUCCUGUCUAGUGCGGUCAUCCCCUUGAAGUUCUCCACCCUGGUGGAAAUUGUGGGCACCGACCAAAUAAUGGGCGCUAUCGGACUAUCCCACUUGAUGGAAAGCUUUGGCGCCUUGUCUGGGCCUCCAUUGUCAGGUUGGAUCCGGGAUGCCACUGGCAGCUACAGGGCCUCCUUCCUGGCGGCCGGCUCCAUCGUCAUCGCGGGGGCCUUGGUCCUCCUGGCCUUGCCAAACUAUUUCUCCCCCCUGAAGAAGCAAUCUGAAGAAGGCAAAGAAGAGCACAACCCGGCCCCCACUGAAGACAGAGGCUUCGGGGCUGAGCAGAGUUGA